GAGCAGGAUCUCAGAGACAGGCUAUUCCUCUGCGUGGUGGAUCUUGCUAGAUUUGACAUGAGGUGGUUUAUCUGCGGGGUCCUGAGCGCAGUUAUCACGCUGGUGAACUCCACUGUGUCCUUUCCCGGAUUCCACGAAGCGUUGAGGAAUAGGAUGCGAGCACCUGGGACGAGCGGCGGAGGUCAGGCGGGUCAGAGCCGACACACCAGCAGGUAUCCGCUCUACAUGAUGCACCUCUACCGGACCUUUCUGACCGGAGACGACAAACAAACCAGCCACGAAAACCCAGCUCUUUACGAGUCCGAUUCGGUCUUGAGUCUCUUCGCCAAAAGUUGCCAUCAGGUUGGUGACAAAUUAGCCGUGACAUUUGACAUGUCCUCCAUAUCAGCAAGCGACGACGUCCGGCGGUCUGAACUUCGCAUUCGCCUUCCAGAAUUCACCUCUGAGAUUGCGGUGGAUAUCUAUCAUGAAUCCAAGCAAGAGUGUGAACGAAGCCCCUGUGACGAAGUACGCCUUCACCUGGGCAGUGUGAAAGCCAACCCAAGUGACCAAACCUCCCAUUCCUCCUGGAGGAUCUUCAACAUCACAGCACUCCUCAAGUACUGGUUGCACCAGGGUGAGAGCGUUUCCUGGGAGGAACCCGUCCAGAUGUCUUCAAGUGCUGAGAAAGAGGGGCACCAGAGUUUCCAGCAUCUUACAGCCAACAGGGUCAUGAUGGUGGUUUACUCCAAGCAGAACCAGGCAAAGACGUCCACCCUCAUCCAGACUGCGGAGCACUCAAAGUAUGUCGCUCUAGACCGGACCGGUGGUGGAAGUGAACCUGUGCCCCGGCGGCACAGGAGGAACCACAGGGCUGGCGACAGAGUGCGAGACGCAGCAGCUAGCAUGAAUCCAGGUGUUUCGCAAGAAGGGGAGAAGAAACCUCUCUGCAAGAAGGUAGACAUGUGGGUGGACUUUGAUAAGAUAGGCUGGAGCGACUGGAUCGUUUAUCCAAAGCGCUACAAUGCCUUUCGAUGUGAAGGUAACUGCCCUACACCCGUUGACGAGACCUUUACUCCAACCAACCAUGCCUACAUGCAGAGUCUUUUGAAGCUGCACCACUCAGACCGCGUCCCAUGCUUGUCCUGCGUACCCACCCGUCUGGCUCCUCUCUCCAUGCUCUACUAUGAGAACGGCAAGAUGGUCAUGAGACACCAUGAAGGGAUGGUUGUAGCAGAAUGUGGCUGCCACUGAGUCUCCAAAUCCCAAAUGAACUCAACACUAGCACUUUGGAUAUGCUCCUCAAACCCGGACAAAAAACAUAUUUAAGCACAAAUCUAAAUUGUUUUCAUUUGUACAGUAUUUUCACUUGAAAUAAUCAAGGCACCUGGAUUACUUUUUGAAAGCUUUGUGUGUUUACCUAGUUUGUAAAUAGUAGAGUAUG
Pimephales promelas (fathead minnow) is the source of this 1423-nucleotide messenger RNA. RefSeq names its product nodal-related 1 (gene ndr1). The record is from RefSeq and is a predicted model, not a curated record. Gene Ontology annotation, cellular component: extracellular region. Gene Ontology annotation, molecular function: growth factor activity; cytokine activity. NCBI's taxonomy places the organism in Eukaryota, Metazoa, Chordata, Actinopteri, Cypriniformes, Leuciscidae.